AUCGAACUCCCUCCACUGCAAAUCUGCGAUGGCAUCCAGGUCGUCAACCCACCAUCGUCGAGCGUUUCAAUUUGAAGUCGAGCAGGACUUUCAACCAGGCCCGUCGUGGGCGUUCCCUGGCCCCGGGCGAUCCAUGGACCUGCACAUGCCUCGAAGCGAAGUCGCGGCCAUCGCGACUGAGCUCGAGAAAGAUUGCCCGCAUGCCCUAGGUGAGUGGACGAGCACGGCCAUCACUGGCAACGACGUGCUGUCGUCGUGCUUGUACUCGGCGGGUAUCGUCGCGUCGAAAGCAGGCAAGAUGGCGCCCCUCGCCAACGUAUUGGUGGCUGCGACGAUGUUUCUGUUUCGGUUCAUCUACGUCGAAGUCGUGAGCGCGAUCCCGCUCAACGGCGGGUCGUACAACACGAUGCUCAAUACCACAUCCAAGCGGUGGGCAGCGUUCGUAUCGGCACUCGCCAUCAUCGCGUACCUGGCGACGGGCGUCGUGUCCGCCGUCUCGGCGUCCGACUACCUCCAGAAGGAGCUCCCAGCGCUUGACACUGUCUGGUCUGCCACCGCCAUCCUCACCGUCUUCGCAGUUCUAAACGUGUGCGGGCUCAAAGACAGCGCCGUGGUGGCCCUCGUGAUCUUUGUCGUGCACACGUUGACGCUAGUGGGGCUGGUUGGCGCAUCGAUUGUAUACGCAAUCCAACAUCCGCAUAUCUUUUGGGACAAUAUGGCGACCCCGUUCCCCGCGUUGGUCGUGGAAGGGCGCGAGUUGAGGGGCAAUGCUUCCACCGCACUCUUCUUUGGCUUUAGCUCGGCCAUGCUCGGGGUCACGGGGUUCGAAACCGCCGCCAACUUUGUCGAAGAGCAAGUCCCUGGCACGUUUCGCAAAGUCCUCCGGAACAUUUGGCUGCUCUCGACGGGAUUCAACUUUGCCCUGUCUGUGCUCAAUUUGUGCGUACUGCCUUUGGCUACAACCACCGCCAACAGCAACGUCGUGUUGGCUAUGAUGGCGUACACAACCGUGGGCCGAUGGUUCGAGCUGUGGCUGAGCAUCGACGGGUUCAUCGUGCUAUCAGGGUCUGUGCUCACGUCAUACGUUGGAAUCACGGGGCUGGCGAAACGACUCGCCAAAGACCGAGUCUUGCCAGAGUUCUUUUUAGCCGAAAACCCCUGGCGUCACACCAACCACUACAUUGUGCUGGCGUACUUUGUCGUAGCCACAAGCCUCGUGUGGAUCCUCCACGGCAACGUCACCAUGCUCAGCAGCGUGUACUCGUACGCUUUCCUCGCAUUGCUGGUGCUCUUCGCUGUCAGCGCCAUGCUGUUCAAACUCAAGCGCAGUCAAAUGCCCCGGGAGACCACCGCCCCGUGGUGGGCGUGCUUUGUGGGCCUCACUAUGACAUGCAUGGGGUUCUGGGGCAUCCUUCUAGGUGACCCCAAGGUCUCGGUUGUGUUUGCCACGUACUUGCUGACUGUGUCGGCGCUCAUGUUGCUCAUGUUGGAGCGACUGUUUGUGCUGCGGAUGGUCAUGGUCGUGCUCAAGAGCGUCAGUCCGUCGCCUGCCAACGAAAAGACAAGACUGCCGUUGCUGCAAUCCCCCAGCGAAGUGCUCGGCGGAAGGGCCAUCGUCAAGGCCAUCAAAACCAUCAACGAACCCCCGAUCGUGUUCUUUUCCAAACAUCCUGACCUCCAAGUGCUCAACAAAGCCGUGCUAUACGUACGACGGAAUGAACACACGGAGAACCUCCACAUCGUCCACGUGUACCCCCGCGGGGGCGCGCCGCCGCCCAACUUUAUCGACAUCGUCGCCGUCCUCGACUGCAUGUACCCAAAAUUGCGGAUCGACUCGGUGGUCGUCGAAGGCGAGUUCGCGCCGAGCACGGUGCACUGGCUAUCCACGUUCCUCAACAUCCCCACCAACAUGAUGUUUAUUCGCCAGCCAGACAAUAUGGACGCGCACAAAGUGUCGAUGCUUGGGGUGCGGGUCAUCACGGGCUAGCUACUACUACGUAGUAGUAGUAGUAGUUCACCAAUUAAAGCGAAUUAUUAUACGCUAAUAAACGUGUGUUCCUUGUCCA
Aphanomyces astaci is the source of this 2066-nucleotide messenger RNA. RefSeq lists its product as hypothetical. The coding region runs from base 29 to 1987 and encodes 652 amino acids. The transcript has 5 exons. Gene Ontology annotation, cellular component: membrane. Gene Ontology annotation, biological process: transmembrane transport; amino acid transport. Lineage: Eukaryota; Oomycota; Saprolegniomycetes; Saprolegniales; Verrucalvaceae. Gene Ontology annotation, molecular function: amino acid transmembrane transporter activity. The record is from RefSeq and is a predicted model, not a curated record.